Messenger RNA from Rodentolepis nana, 798 nucleotides. The record is from the annotation of a GenBank genome assembly. NCBI's taxonomy places the organism in Eukaryota, Metazoa, Platyhelminthes, Cestoda, Cyclophyllidea, Hymenolepididae.
AUGGCAUCGGAAACGCAGGCUACAGUAAAUGAACCUAGAAAACCCACGUUCACUCCUGAAGAGGAGGAAGAAAUUCUUAGACAUCCGUUCUUCGCUAAAUCGGCAGAAGAUAUGGAAGGACAUCCUGCCUACGAGGCACUACGGGCACUGAAAUACGAAAGCGACGAUCCUAAUUCAAAUGCCGAGGCCUUCAAAGAGGAGGGCAAUUAUUAUGUGAAAAAAAAGGAAUAUGAAAAAGCGGUUUUGGCGUACUCUGGUGGUAUCAAUGCGAAACCUUCAGAUAAGAAGCUCCUUGCGAUUUUAUACACUAAUCGUGGAAUAGCCAAUGGCUUAUGGAAAAAUUACGGUUCCAGUGUGCAAGAUUGCAAAUCAGCUAUUAAGAUCGACUCUGCUCACGUAAAGGCCUAUGUGCAGGCUGUUAAAUCUCUCCUGAUCCUUUCUAAAGCAUCUGAGGCUCUUGAAAUGUGUGAAGCUGGUCUCCAAGUUGAUCCUGACAAUACCACUUUGGCAGAGCUGAAGCAAAAGGCUUCUGACUUAAAAGCCUCACUUGAAGCAGAAAUGGAGAAAAAGAAGAAUGAGAAAGCUGAGCAAAUUGGCAAAUUAUCUAAUGUGUUCAUGAUUCUCAAGAAAAGGAAUAUUGCUGUUGAUUUCAAGCAGCCACCGGUGGGAUUGCCGGAACACGCUGGGGUACAGAUCUCAUUUGACGCUAGGAAUCUCAUCCAUUGGCCUGUUCUUUUCAUCUAUCCCGAGUUUAGCCAAACGGACUUUAUACAGGAUGCAGGAGAGUUUCUUACGUAA